This is a messenger RNA of Volvox carteri f. nagariensis, 1522 nucleotides long. RefSeq lists its product as uncharacterized. Gene Ontology annotation, molecular function: iron ion binding; procollagen-proline 4-dioxygenase activity; L-ascorbic acid binding. Gene Ontology annotation, cellular component: endoplasmic reticulum. The record is from RefSeq and is a predicted model, not a curated record. NCBI's taxonomy places the organism in Eukaryota, Viridiplantae, Chlorophyta, Chlorophyceae, Chlamydomonadales, Volvocaceae. The coding region runs from base 160 to 969 and encodes 269 amino acids. Gene Ontology annotation, biological process: peptidyl-proline hydroxylation to 4-hydroxy-L-proline. The transcript is spliced from 7 exons.
GUUGGUGCAAGCCCCAAGCUACAGGAAACCCAAGCUACCGAGUGUCGGAGCUGUUGCGUUGCCGGACGUCGCUUCGUCCAUUACAAAGUCCUCCUCAGGGCCUUUUCACACCAACAGCAUAACGUUUCCUCCUUAUAACUUUUCAUAGAGGCAUACAGUAUGGCAGCGAGGUUGGCUGUGCUGCUCUGCGCAGCCUUGUUUGUGGCAGUUGCCGCUGCACGCUCCAUACCUACCAGUACCUCUGAUCCUGACGCACGCAAGCGUAUUAUUACGCUCGAUGCGGAUGCCCGGAUUUACCUCUGGCGAGGCUUCCUUACGCCAGAGGAAUGCGACUACAUUCGUAUGAAAGCGGAGAAGCGGCUCGAGCGAUCGGGCGUCGUUGAUACCGCCAGCGGCUCCAGCGUGGUGUCUGAUAUCCGCACAUCAGAUGGAAUGUUCUUUGAACGUGGCGAAGACGCCAUCCUUGAGGCUGUUGAGCAGCGCCUUGCAGACUGGACCAUGACGCCCAUCUGGGCCGGAGAGGCGCUGCAGGUGCUGCGCUACCGGAAAGACCAGAAGUACGACUCGCACGUGAACUACUUUUUCCAUAAGGAGGGUUCGGCAAAUGGCGGCAACCGGUGGGCCACCGUGCUCACGUACCUCACGGACACGGAGGAGGGUGGCGAGACGGUGUUCCCCAAGAUCCCGGCGCCGGGCGGGGUCAAUGUGGGUUUCUCGGAGUGCGCCAAGUACAACCUGGCAGUCAAGCCGCGCAAGGGAGACGCCAUUCUGUUCCACAGCAUGAAGACCAACGGGCAGCUGGAGGAGCGGUCGCUGCACGGCGCCUGCCCCGUCAUCAAGGGGGAGAAGUUCAGCAUGACCAAGUGGAUCCACGCCGGCCACUACGACAUGAAUGACGCGUACGACGAGCGCUAUCGGGAGUAUCUGGCUCAUCUCAAUCGCAAUGUUGACCGCACUGGCGAACUUUAAGGGCUCCAGCGAUACCUACACGAUGUGAGAUGUACGGCAUGCUGCCAUACCCUGCGUGCCGUACGAACGCGCGCAUGAUCUUAUGAUGGAAGUGAACCUGGCAGGAGAGCGCGCGCGUCUGUUUUUGCUGUACAGAUUGAGACGUAUGUGGUACUCUUGGUACCGUUAGGCAAGGUGCAGGCCUGUAGUGAUAGGUUCGUGAUGUAUUUGCUAUAUGUCGCGAAAGCUGUCGUACUGUUAAGUUAUUAAGUCGUAAUGGCAAAUAGAAAUAGUGAACUGGAAAUGCAACUUGGCUGAAGAUUUUCCAUCAGGUGGUGUCUGCUGUGCCCUGCUGAAUGAAGCUACUGUGGAGCUGGCACGUCCGUUGCACGUCUGCCGGCUGCAAACAGCACCAAGAUAGCUGACAUGGACAAGCCAAUAUUAAACCUUUAUUGAAUAAACAACAGGACUUGCGGAAUUAAAUAAGUCACCAGCCGGGUGGGCGACGGAUGAGGCGGAUUUGCUACGUUGUGCUGGCUGUGCGCGCUUUGCCCUUGUAAUGUGGCUGCGUCCA